CAUCACCAACAACAACAACAACAGGUUCUACUACACAACUUCCACCAUCAUCAUCAAUCAAACAAGAAGGACAUGACAACACAUCUACUAAUACCACCACUGCCACCACAGAUACUUCUAACCAUCAUACUCCAACUGAAUCACAAAUAUCCACACGAUCAUCAUCUAUGCCCACCACUUCAACAACAUCAACAGUAGAAGCGAUGGAUUACAAUCGACCACCUACGACAUCAGUACCCACUACCGAACCUAGUUCUUCUGUGCCUGUGGAUACGUCCAACAACAUGAAUACCACUUCUACUUCUUCAACACAAGCUCAGAAUGUUCUCAAUUAUGCUGAUGCUGCGGCACUUUCACUCUAUCAACAACUCAGUCAACAACAAACGAACGUAGGUGAAUCGAAUGGAUCGAAUAAUCCUUUGGCUACCAUUCAAGCAUUGGCCAGUAAUCAAUAUUUCUUAUCCAAUUUAUUUGCAAAUGUGGAAAACGGUGGAGAUGGAACAGGUGCGGCUUUGGCAGCAGCAGCAGCAGCAGCAGCAGCGGCAAUGGCUCAUGCAACGGCAACGGCGAAUGGUUCAAACGUUACAGCAGCAGAUGCAUCUUCACUAUUGGCAGCUACCAUGCGAUCUCAUCUGAAUGCAGGCAAUCAAGGAAGUGCAGGUACAAACAAUAAUAAUAAUAUCAGUCCCGGCGACUCGACCAACAACAAUAAAAAGAAGAAUAAUAAUGAAACCAAUAUGAUUACAACUGGCACAACUACUUCCACAACAAAUACACCAAGGGGUAGUACAAGUCCGUCAUCCAAACAUACCACCAUCAAUCAUAAACGACGUCGGUCUGAUCCAGCCUUAGCAAAUACUCAAAGUGAAGCCAUGUCGAUUUAUGCGUCCUCUGCACCCAUCACCACCAUGGUCAACAAUCUUCCUCAAACUGUGUAUCCUUGUCUUUUCCCUAAUUGUGGCAAAGCUUUUGCAAGAUUAUAUAACCUCAAAUCCCAUUCACGUACUCAUACGGAUGAUCGUCCUUUUUGUUGUCAACUGUGUAAUACUGCAUUUAGUCGGAAUCAUGAUUUGAAACGUCAUUUGAAAACUCAUGUAGGUGAAAAACCAUAUAAAUGUGGUGGAUGUCAAAAGACUUUUUCAAGAUUGGAUGCUUUGAAACGACAUAAAAGUAAUGCUCGAAAUCAAGCGGUAUGUCUAGAUAGUUAGAUAUAGGUUCAUCUUAUGUCUCCCUCAAAAUAUCCCUAUCAUCUUAUUUUUUUUUUUUAAAACAUAUUGUCAUUCCUCCUAUUCUUAUUUUACUGGUAUUAACGGUAAUUUCCUUUUCCCUUCUUCCUUCCUACAUAUAUCCUUUUAUUCUUCCCAGUCUUCUUUGUAUCUUCCCC
Molecule: messenger RNA, 1384 nt
Organism: Halteromyces radiatus
Lineage: Eukaryota; Fungi; Mucoromycota; Mucoromycetes; Mucorales; Cunninghamellaceae
Exons: 2
Coding region: 168-1208 (346 amino acids)
Biological process (GO): regulation of transcription by RNA polymerase II
Cellular component (GO): nucleus
Molecular function (GO): RNA polymerase II cis-regulatory region sequence-specific DNA binding; DNA-binding transcription factor activity, RNA polymerase II-specific
Source: RefSeq, a predicted model, not a curated record